This is a messenger RNA of Callorhinchus milii (elephant shark), 1887 nucleotides long. It is a transcript of the gene kdelr2b, whose product is annotated as KDEL endoplasmic reticulum protein retention receptor 2b. The coding region runs from base 301 to 939 and encodes 212 amino acids. Gene Ontology annotation, biological process: endoplasmic reticulum to Golgi vesicle-mediated transport; protein retention in ER lumen. The transcript has 5 exons. The record is from RefSeq and is a predicted model, not a curated record. Gene Ontology annotation, molecular function: ER lumen protein retrieval receptor activity. Gene Ontology annotation, cellular component: endoplasmic reticulum; membrane; cis-Golgi network. Lineage: Eukaryota; Metazoa; Chordata; Chondrichthyes; Chimaeriformes; Callorhinchidae.
CGCUGCCGCCAUUUUGCAGGGACCGGUGGGGAGGGAGAGAAGAGAGAGAGAGAGGGGAGAGAGAGAGAGAGAGAGCGCGCUCGCAGCCGCGGUUCUGUCGGUUGGCUCGGUCGCUCGCUCGGUUCUCAGGCGCUUUCCUUUUUUUUUCCUCCCCCCCCUUCCCUCCACCUCCUCCCCCCCCCCAAUUCCCCACAUCACACUCUCUGUCUGUCUCGCUUUCUUUCUUUCUUUUUUUCUUUCUUUCUCUCUCUCUCUCUCGCCCGCCCGCCCGCCCUCCCGGCCUCGCACCUUCCUCUCACCAUGAACAUCUUUCGGCUGAGCGGAGACCUCUCGCACUUGGUGGCCAUCAUCAUCCUCCUGCUGAAGAUAUGGAAAACCAGGUCGUGCGCAGGCAUCUCUGGCAAGAGUCAGAUCCUUUUUGCAUUGGUCUUCACCACUCGAUACCUGGACCUAUUCACCAUUUUCAUCUCCCUCUAUAACAGUUCCAUGAAGAUUAUCUACAUUGGUUGUGCCUAUGCUACUGUGUAUUUGAUCUACAUGAAGUUUAAGGCCACCUAUGAUGGAAACCACGACACGUUCCGUGUGGAGUUUCUGGUUGUUCCUGUGGGUGGAUUAUCUUUCUUGGUCAACCAUGACUUUUCUCCACUGGAGAUCCUGUGGACAUUCUCUAUUUACUUAGAAUCGGUUGCAAUCCUGCCACAGCUAUUCAUGAUUAGUAAGACUGGUGAAGCGGAGACCAUCACCACUCAUUACCUCUUCUUCCUUGGCCUGUACCGCGCCCUGUACCUUGUCAACUGGUUCUGGCGCUACUACUUUGAGGGUUUCUUUGAUCUCAUCGCUAUUGUAGCUGGAGUGGUUCAGACUAUUCUUUACUGCGACUUUUUCUACUUGUAUGUUACAAAAGUUCUCAAAGGAAAGAAGCUGAGUUUACCAGCUUAAGUGCCAAAGAUCACCUGAACUUGUGUCCUUGGUCAUCUCUAGACAGAGGAAGCAUUACCACAGCAACAGAAAACUUACCAAGAGUGUAAGAUGCCUGAGACAGAGAGCAAGGGAUUACACUUAAGAAUUGCAUUUUAAAUUUAAUGUCAACAGCUCUUCUGUAGUAUACAAUGGAUCACACCCAUCAGUUUUCUGUUUUCUGCAUCUUGUCUUACCUUUUUAUUACAAUGUAAAAAUAUAUUUUCUACAAAGAAAUAUAUGCUAAAAGGAUGAAUUACUUGCACCAGUUUACAAAAACACACUGUGGAAGCUUAGAUUGGAAUAGCUGAAUGUGUUUCUGUUAAACUGUUGACCAGGAAUAAGAUUAUUUUGGACAAAAUUAUUAUCCCAAUUAAUUUGCAGCAUGGUACCUGGCAGACAAAAUUGUUGUCAGUAAUGUGUUUUUUUUAAGUCCACUUUACUGUAUUUAUUUGAAUUUUCCAAAUUGAAACCAUGAUUUUUUUUCCCUAUUUUGAAACACUACGUAUGUAUGUCUCUGAGGCUGAUGUAAUGAAAUAUGCCAUGUCAUUUCCACCGACAGGUUUCCUUUAUUCAGGCAGUGGUCAAACCACCUUCAGAUAGAAUCCAUCUGUUCUACCUUUAAGGACAAAUGUUCAUAAAUGAGCAUAGAAAAAGAGGAGUAAACAUCACAGAAACCUACCUAUGUUAGAUGUGCAUAUUACUAACUGAAAAGUGGAUUGCAAAGUGUCAUGUAUUCAAGGGGGACCAUAUGACUUGAUCUCAGAUUUUUUUAUUGAACAAAUAAAUCACUUUCAGAAUCGUUGGCCUCAGCUACCACUCUUCAUAUCCUUUUGAAACAUUAGGAGGUUUAUCUUGUAGGUUUUUUUUACUGAGCUGUUGCAUGAUUAUCUUGUGAUACUGCCCCCAAAUAAACAUUUUAUGGAAAAA